Messenger RNA from Torulaspora globosa, 552 nucleotides. RefSeq names its product snoRNA-binding rRNA-processing protein IMP3 (gene IMP3). Lineage: Eukaryota; Fungi; Ascomycota; Saccharomycetes; Saccharomycetales; Saccharomycetaceae. Gene Ontology annotation, molecular function: snoRNA binding; structural constituent of ribosome; rRNA binding. Gene Ontology annotation, biological process: rRNA processing. The record is from RefSeq and is a predicted model, not a curated record. The transcript has a single exon. Gene Ontology annotation, cellular component: small ribosomal subunit; Mpp10 complex; small-subunit processome. Bases 1 to 552 code for a protein of 183 amino acids.
AUGGUUAGGAAGUUGAAGCACCAUGAGCAGAAACUGCUGAAAAAGGUCGACUUCUUCGAUUGGAAGCAAGACCAAGGCCACCGGGACACGCAGGUGAUGAGAACGUACCACAUCCAGAAUAGAGAGGAUUACCACAAAUAUAACAAGAUAUGCGGUGAUAUACGGCGGCUGGCUCACAAGCUGUCGUUGCUGCCGCCUGCGGAUCCGUUCCGGCUGAAGCACGAGCAAUUGCUGCUGGAGAAGCUGUAUGCGAUGGGAAUACUGGCGACGAAGUCAAAGAUCUCAGACUUGGAGAAUAGAGUCACCGUGAGCGCUCUUUGCAGAAGGAGGCUCCCCGUGGUUAUGCACAGGUUGAAGAUGGCGGAGACGAUAAAAGACGCCGUGAAGUUCAUCGAGCAGGGACACGUCCGUGUUGGGCCCAACUUGAUAAGCGAUCCGGCUUAUCUGGUGACCAGAAACAUGGAGGACUAUGUUACUUGGACGGAUAACUCGAAGAUUCGGAAGACAGUGCUGAAAUACAGAAACCAGAUCGAUGAUUUCGAUUUCUCUUAG